Messenger RNA from Kockovaella imperatae, 1729 nucleotides. RefSeq names its product putative oxidoreductase C terminal-domain-containing protein. The transcript is spliced from 16 exons. Bases 286 to 1524 code for a protein of 412 amino acids. NCBI's taxonomy places the organism in Eukaryota, Fungi, Basidiomycota, Tremellomycetes, Tremellales, Cuniculitremaceae. The record is from RefSeq and is a predicted model, not a curated record. Gene Ontology annotation, molecular function: nucleotide binding.
UACCCGCUGAAUGGUGUGUCGAUCGAUCACCUCAUCCCCUGAUAAUGUGUGGGAGAAGAAGAAAACAAAAUGGUUGAUAAGCGAGGGAUCCAGGAAAGUAAUGGGGAUUCACUUGGUACAUUCGUAUCACAGAUCCUCUUUGUUCAAUCUCUUAUACAGACAAACGAAAGCUUCAUCGGUUGUCAGCUACUCCAGAGCUCUCGUUAGGUCCUUGCAGCUCAAUCAGAUAAAAGGUUCCAUUUUCGCCCGAAUCGAUCGAUCGGCUCAAGCUUAAUUUUCCCAAAAAUGACUCAGACAACGGAUCAGUCCAGUGCUCACACUGCCAAUGGACAGACUGGAGAGUUCCAUGUUCUACUCGUCGGUGCCGGUUUCGCCAUGUUCGGGACUACCGAGGGACCCUGGAACAUUGCCAAGCGAUUGGAAGGUCGAUUAGGUAGUCGAUUGGUCGUCGAUGCCAUUAUCGAAGUGGAUCCCUCCAAGGCCGAAGCUGCCCUCGCGAAGAAACGAGACACCCCAGCGCACGCGUCUUACAAAUCUACCAAGGUUUUCCCUGAUGUCGAUGCAUAUGCUUCGGCCGUCUCUGGCGGAUCUCUUCCAAUUCCGAAGGCGAUUUGCGUUGCGACUCCUCCUGCCGUCCGAGGAGGGAUGUCUGAGCCUCGAGAUCUCGAGCUCAAAAUCAUCAAGCACUUCCCCGAAGCAAACAUCUUCCUUGAGAAACCCGUUGCGACCGGUGCGCCGUGGGAGAAGUCUGUCGGUGAGGCAAAGGAAGUCGGUAGGAUUUUGCGAGAGCACAAGGGUAUCAUCUCGGUCGGAUACGUUCUCCGAUAUUUGCGAGCGGUUCAAACCAUGAAGAAGAUCAUCGAGGACAACAAUCUUCACGUCAUGGCCACCUUUGCUCGAUGGAUCAUGGCUUAUCCUCCUGGCAUCAAGCUUGAUUGGUGGAACAAGGCGAUCCUUCAAGGUCCAGUCAUUGAGCAGGGGACCCAUGUCUGUGAUCUUUCGCGUUACUUUGGAGGUGACAUCAACGUCGAGACUUUGAGCGCCUCGGCUGUCGAGUGGUACGAGAAGCCAGGAAACUUGUCUCAGAUCCAGAUCGACGAGAGCAAGAUCCCAGAGGAUUCUCGUAUACCCCGAUUCACUUCUGCCUCUUGGAAAUACAAGAGCGGCGCCGUGGGAUCCAUGAUGCAUGGAGUCGCACUUCAAGGUACCAAUGAUUCGAUCGAGCUUCAGGUCUUCGCUGAUGGAUACCAAAUGAUCCUUUCGGACCCCUACGGAAGUCCUGAGCUCAGGAUCCGAUCUCCUGAUUCCGACGAAUCUCAGAUCAUCUCCACUGCUGGAGAUGAUCCCUACCAGACUGAGAUGAACCACUUUAUCGAUGCGAUCGAGGGCGGUGGCGACCCCUCGAUCUUGUCUUCGUACGAGGACGCUGCACAGACUUACGAGUUCACUUGGGCCAUCCGACUUGCUUCCGAAGCCAACUCGGACAAACAAAAGGCACUCUACAACGAGAAGGGCUCGGCCUAGCGGUGCAAGGUCUCGAUUGAAGAGCGUUGAAGCACCUCACAGCAUGGCCACGGAAAGGGACGGUCUCACUCGACAGAAAAAUACGGAGAUUGGAUGCAUUGAUCGAUGCACAGCUGAGUGCUAGUCCUCGUCGAAAUCAUACACCUUUCCCUCAAUGCCGUGCAAUUCGUCAAACAUGGCUUGAAUAACAGGUCCGGCCAAAUGC